Molecule: messenger RNA, 2350 nt
Organism: Pteropus alecto (black flying fox)
Lineage: Eukaryota; Metazoa; Chordata; Mammalia; Chiroptera; Pteropodidae
Gene: SH2D4A
Product: SH2 domain containing 4A
Exons: 9
Coding region: 192-1544 (450 amino acids)
Cellular component (GO): cytoplasm
Molecular function (GO): phosphatase binding
Source: RefSeq, a predicted model, not a curated record
GAACGGCAUUUCGGACAGGAUGUUUGGUGCUGAAGACCAAGAACUGAUUAGCUGAAUUAUUAUUCUAGUCAUUCAGGAUUGUUCUGAGUCUCCAGGAAGGUCCAUCCAAGUGCCAGCCCAGGUGGAGGCACACUUGGAAGCCAAUUUCAAGAACUUUUGUCACAGGUGUAAAAGACUCCAGACCUGCAAAGAUGCUGAAACAGAUACUAUCAGAGAUGUACAUAGAUCCUGAGCUGCUGGCAGAGCUCAGCGAAGAACAGAAACAGAUCCUGUUCUUCAAGAUGAGGGAGGAACAGAUCCGGCGAUGGAAAGAAAGAGAAGCAGCAAUGGAAAAAAAGGAGUCCUUGCCAGUGAAAUCCAGGCCAAAGAAAGAGAACAGCAAAUCUGUUCAUUGGAAACUAGGAGCUGAUAAAGAAGUUUGGGUCUGGGUGAUGGGCGAACAUCAUCUAGAUAAACCCUAUGACGUGCUCUGCAAUGAGAUUGUCGCUGAGAGAGCCCAGCUAAAAGCAGAGCAGGAAGCAGAAGAGCUCAGCAAAACUCAGUCCAAAGAAUUCACCAAUAGCCUGGCCACAAAAUCACACUACUUUGAUCCGCAAGCACCAGAUACCUGGGAGUCUCAGAACAUCUGUAAGAGAGCAGCAGAAGGGGAGGAAUCUGGGCCCGGCUCAAGACCAGCACUGCUCCUUAAAGAAGAGAAGAUUCCAUUACCCUCCAGUUCCUCGAGAAAUAUUCAACAAAUGUUGGCAGAUUCUAUCAAUCGUAUGAAGGCAUAUGGAUUUCAUCAGAAGAAGGAAUCCACAAAGAAAACACAAGAUGAAGAAAUAAAACAAAUAGAUGAAGAGAGAACCAAGCAGAUUUAUAAGAACUGGAAAGAAGAUUCGGAGUGGCAGGCAUCUUUGCGAAAAUCCAAAGCAGCUGAUGAGAGGAGACGUUCCUUGGCUAAACAAGCCCGGGAAGACUACAAGAGGUUAUCCCAGAAAGGAAGGAGUGGUGAGGGACCGCAAAGCCCCGCAAGUGUUCCACAGAAACCAAAAAGACCCCCUCUUCCACCCAAGCCUAUGUUUCUAAACCCAGCAGGAUGCCCUCAAAAGCCUCUUAGAAAUCAAGGAGUGACAAGGACAGCAUCCAGCUCUGCUCAGGAGGACAUCAUCCGAUGGUUUAAAGAGGAGCAGCUACCUCUGCGAGCAGGCUAUGAGAAGACCUCCGACACCAUUGCUCCCUGGUUCCAUGGAAUUCUCACACUAAAGAGAGCAAACGACCUUCUGAGCACAUGCGUGCCAGGCAGUUUUCUGAUCCGAGUCAGUGAAAAGAUCAAAGGCUAUGCCCUGUCCUACCUUUCUGAGGAUGGCUGUAAACAUUUCCUCAUAGAUGCCUCCACGGACUCCUACAGCUUCCUGGGCGUGGACCAGCUGCAGCAUGCCACUCUGGCCGAGCUGGUGGAAUAUCACAAGGAGGAACCCAUAACUUCCCUGGGGAAGGAGCUCCUUCUGUAUCCACGUGGUCAGCAGGACCAGACUCCCGACUACCUGGAGCUCUUUGCGUGACAGCCCCCAUCGUGUCACUCUGCGGCCUCCAGCUGGGCUUUCCUCUGGACAAACAGCGCUGAAAUGGACAUGUGUGUGUGAAGCCAAAAUCACCCUGUAGCAGAGCCAAUUCUGAUCAACUGAAAGUAACCUUGGAGUCCUAUGGAAAUCUCUUCUGCACAGAUGCUGAAGUUUAAUGCUAAGAGAAAAUCACCUCUGCAUUGUAUACACUCCAAAAGUAAAGGGAGAUGAUCCCCAAUUUCAGCAACUACCUAACAUGAAGGAGACAACCUUAAUGAUGUAUGCGAGAUAAAAUGAACAAAGAAGAAAUUGAAACUUUUUAGGAAUGAAGAUAUACUUCCAACACCAGUAGCAUGUGGGAACUACAUCAUCUCAAAAGUCUCAGGGUCCUGUUUAUAUGAAGUUCUAUGCUGGCUUUGGGAAGCUGGAAAAUAAGCCUUUACUGAUGACUGAGAUGAACCUCGAAACACACUUCAUUUAUUGUGCAUUUUGGAAUCAGGAUGUAAGAAACAUAGAAUAACAAAGUUGGGAAUGUAAAUCGAAUGAGUUUUAAAAUGUAGGAUGAGAGGCGUAACAUGUACGAUACUGCAGACUGGGAAAGCGAGCGUGUUCUCGCUCUGGAGCAUCAGGACGGCACAUGCCCUGUCCGCCUCGGCGCCACCCCAGAGAGCACGGAGGAGACAGCGCCUAGGGUCUUGGGAGCUGCUGUUAGUGGUGACAGACAAGGACAGAAUAGUGAGUUGUUUGGGUACUACCACUUGUGGGUUGAAUUGUGUCCCCCAAAAAGAUAUGUUGUUGAAGUUCUG